Messenger RNA from Bufo bufo (common toad), 1451 nucleotides. Its product is annotated as gastrula zinc finger protein XlCGF26.1-like. Bases 18 to 1451 code for a protein of 477 amino acids. The record is from RefSeq and is a predicted model, not a curated record. Gene Ontology annotation, molecular function: DNA-binding transcription repressor activity, RNA polymerase II-specific. Lineage: Eukaryota; Metazoa; Chordata; Amphibia; Anura; Bufonidae. The transcript is spliced from 2 exons. Gene Ontology annotation, biological process: negative regulation of transcription by RNA polymerase II.
AUCUGUACAAGGAGGCCAUGAUGGAGGAGCACCAGCCUCUUAUAUCACAAGAGAAUUCCAGUAAAAAUAUUAAGGGCAGUACUGCAUUAUCACUAAAUUAUAAAGAAGAAGAAGAUGAUGUCCUGCAGCGCUCUUCAGGAGAAAACCUAAUUACCAUUAAUGUACACCCAGGACUUCACAGAACAGAUCUAUUAUAUAAUCUCCCUCACCAUGAGGAACCUUCUCCUGACCAAUUACAGAUUGUUACCACAAAUACAGGUCAGAAAGAGGAUAAAAGGUUUCAGGGUGGUAAAGAGUGUACAGAACAAUCAAGACUUUCUACACACAGAAUAAUUCACACAGCAGAGCAGGAAUGUGGGAAAUGCUUUACAAGUAAAUCAGAUCUUGUUAUACAUGAGAGACGUCACACAGGAGAGAAACCAUAUUCAUGUUUAGAAUGUGGGAAAUGUUUUACAAAUAAAUCAAUUCUUGUUAGACAUGAGAGAAGUCACACAGGAGAGAAACCAUUUUCAUGUUCAGAAUGUGAGAAAUGUUUUAUAGAUAAAUCAAAACUUGUUACACAUAAGAGAAUUCACACAGGAGAGAAACCAUAUUCAUGUUCAGAAUGUGGAAAAUGUUUUACAAAUAAAUCAAUUCUUGUUAGACAUGAGAGAAGCCACACAGGAGUGAAGCCAUUUUCAUGUUCAGAAUGUGAGAAAUGUUUUACAGAUAAAUCAAAACUUGUUACACAUAAGAGAAUUCACACAGGAGAGAAACCAUAUUCAUGUUCAGAAUGUGGGAAAUGUUUUACAUAUAAAUCAGAUCUUGUUAAACAUGGGAAAAUUCACACAGGAGAGAGGCCAUAUUCAUGUUCAGAAUGUGAGAAAUGUUUUACACAUAAAUCAAAACUUGCUACACAUAAGAGAAUUCACACAGGAGAGAAACCAUAUUCAUGUUCAGAAUGUGGGAAAUGUUUUACACAUAAAUCAAUUCUUGUUAGACAUCAGAGAAGUCACACAGGAGAGAAACCAUAUUCAUGUUCAGAAUGUGGGAAAUCUUUUACAUAUAAAUCAGAUCUAGUUAAACAUGAGAAAAUUCACACAGGAGAGAGGCCAUAUUCAUGUUCAGAAUGUGAGAAAUGUUUUCCAGAUAAAUCAAAACUUGUUACACAUAAGAGAAUUCACACAGGAGAGAAACCAUAUUCAUGUUCAGAAUGUGGGAAAUGUUUUACAUAUAAAGCAGAUCUUGUUAAACAUGAGAGAAUUCACACAGGAGAGAGGCCAUAUUCAUGUUCAGAAUGUGAGAAAUGUUUUAUAACGAAAUCAGAUCUUGUUAAACAUAAUAGAAUUCACACAGGAGAGAAGCCAUAUUUAUGUUCAGAAUGUGGGAAAUGUUUUAUAGUUAAAUCAAAUCUUCUUCAACAUAAGAGAAUUCACAUUGGAAUCAUCAAAGUGUAUAAUAAAAGAAAAUGA